Messenger RNA from Trichomonas vaginalis G3, 1698 nucleotides. RefSeq lists its product as uncharacterized. The transcript has a single exon. Bases 1 to 1698 code for a protein of 565 amino acids. The record is from RefSeq and is a predicted model, not a curated record. NCBI's taxonomy places the organism in Eukaryota, Parabasalia, Trichomonadida, Trichomonadidae.
AUGUGUAGUCAAAAGAUUGACCAACUAUAUAAAAAAAAUCCGAAACAUGGCUUUGUUUUUCUUCAAGACCGUGCAUAUUUCAAGCACUUUUUCAAAUCACAUUCUAAUUUUGCAAAAAAUUCAAAAAAUUCAAAAAAUUCUGAUGAUAUUCUCAAAAAAUUCAGCGGAGUCUUUUGGAAUUUCGGUCUUAAAAUCGAAACUGAUGAAAAAUUUCAAAAUUUUGCAAAGCCAUUUGAACAAGAACUUGAUAAAAGUUCAUACGAAAAGGCAAUGAAAUACACAAAAUAUGAUAUAGAUGAAGUCAUUUCAGACAAAAUUCUUGCAAAAAGUGAAACAAUUUGUGUAUACAAAGUAAAAUAUCCAGGUGAUGUUUAUAUUAAAGAUAUAACAAUCAUAAAGAAUGAUAUAGUAAAAGACGGAUAUUUACCUCUCAGCAUUCAACCAGAUUUUGUAUCUGCUGACAAUAUGUAUUCUCUGUACACGAUUUCUCAAGGAAGAGACAUUUCUUACAUCGUCGGUCCUGCUUUUCCAGAUGAUGAAUUCACAAAUACAUUUUACAGCACGAAAAAAAUAGAUGGAAACAAACUUAUCAACGAUGAUAUCAUUAAAAAAUUCGAUAAGUAUCAACCAGAAAUAUAUUCUGAAGAAUAUUAUUCUGACUACAAUGAAGAAAAACAAUAUUAUAGCGAUCAAUCAGAUAAUGAUCAUUCUGAAGAAAAACAAUAUUAUAGCGAUCAAUCAGAUAAUGAUCAUUCUGAAGAAAAACAAUAUUAUAGCGAUCAAUCAGAUAAUGAUCAUUCUGAAGAAAAACAAUAUUAUAGCGAUCAAUCAGAUAAUGAUCAUUCUGAAGAAAAACAAGAAAAAAGCGAGCAACCAGAUAAUGAUCAUUCUGAAGAAAAACAAUAUUAUAGCGAUCAAUCAGAUAAUGAUCAUUCUGAAGAAAAACAAGAAAAAAGCGAGCAACCAGAUACUAAAAUUACAUUUGCAGUUCGCCAUAGUUGCAUUGCAAAAUUCAAAUAUACUCAUACUUUUUACAAUACAGUUGAUAAGCCAGAUCAAUUAGAUUAUCCAUCAAAUGUCUUACUUCAGAUUGAAGAGUACUGCAAAUUUGCUCAUAAUGCAAUCAAAUCCCAUUCAAAUUCUGAGCAAAAAGUUCGUUUGUUUGGAUAUUGUAAUGGAGGAAGCGAAUUCUUGGAUUCUAUAGACAAAAAAUACAAGACUAGUUUUAGCAAAGUAACAUCUCUUGGUAUAUUUUCGGAAUUCGAAGAUGACAUAUUGAAUAUUUGUGUAAUCGAGCCAAAUAUUGAUAUAAAAUAUUUACAAGAAUCAGUGAAAUCAGUUAAUCAUAUAGAUUCGACUGUUAUCCUUUCCCACGGCCCACUUCAAGAUACCGAUCAAGAAAAAGAAGAAUUCAAUAAUUUCGAAACCAUCGCCAAAAUAUUAGCUAUAUACGUCACUUUGGUUCAGUUUAGAGAUAUUGAUUUCAAGACAAUCAUUGAUAUAACCGGCCUUCGUUAUGUCAAAGAUAAAACUUCACAAAAACCUGAUGAUACUUCAUCUAGACAGAAGGGCAAAUCAUCUAGACAUAAGGGCAAAUCAUCUAGACCGAAGGACAAUCUAUCUGAACAUAAGGGCAAACCAUCUAAACAAAAGGGACAUUCAUCUGGACAGAAGAGCAAGUCAUACAAACGAAAGUGA